This is a messenger RNA of Nicotiana tabacum (common tobacco), 1070 nucleotides long. The record is from RefSeq and is a predicted model, not a curated record. NCBI's taxonomy places the organism in Eukaryota, Viridiplantae, Streptophyta, Magnoliopsida, Solanales, Solanaceae.
AGUUGGCAACGAGCUGUGAGCAAAGGAGAAAACAGAAACCACCAUUAACAUGAGUAGAAAAGAAGAAGAAGAAGAUGACGAUAUAGUGUGUUUGGACGAAUCUUUCUUCAUUGAUGAUAACUACCAAAUUACAGAUUUUACAUUUGGGUCUCAUGUUCUUCAGCUUUACUGCCUCCAAUCUGCUUCAACUGAUUUUGAUUUGACAGGACAGUUGGUGUGGCCCGGGGCGGUACUGUUGAAUGAUUAUCUUACAAAGAAUGCUAACAUGCUCCAAGGAUGUUCUGUCAUCGAACUAGGCUCUGGUGUUGGUAUAACCGGAGUACUCUGCAGUAGAUUCUGUCGCGAAGUAGUGAUGACAGACCAUAAUGAGGAAGUUCUCAAGAUUCUGAAUAAAAACAUAAAGCUGCAGGAAUCUUUAGACGAUACUAUAUGUUGUGCAGAAUUAAAAGCGGAGAAGCUGGAAUGGGGCAACUCCGCUCAGCUGAAUCACAUAUUACAGCAGCGCUCAGAAGGAUUUGAUUUAGUUCUCGGGGCUGACAUCUGUUUUCAGCAGGCAAAUGUUCCUUUGCUUUUUGAUACUGUUGAACAGCUAUUCAGAGACCGUGAUCCAAGCAAAUGCAAAUUUAUUUUGGGCUAUGUUUCACGAACAAAAGUCAUGGAUGCUAUGGUCAUCAAUGAAGCAAUUCGGCAUGGUCUGCAGAUAAACGAAGUUUCUGGGACUCGACGUAAUAUCAAGAAUCACGAAGGAGUUAUAUUUGAGAUUACGACUAAUCAUUAGAGUUGCCAAUCUAUAAUUGAGUUCUUUAGCACCAGUUGAAUGAGAAAGUACACAAUUCCAAGGAGCACAGAAAAGCUAUUACGCAUAAAAACAAGACAAAAAGGCUCUAAUUGCCACCAAAACCUGGUUUUCCAUGUGUAAUUUUGACAUUCCAGGAAACAGAAAGUUACAUUAAGUCCUCAAGUAAUCUUGUAAUGUGUAUCAUUUUUUUCUCCAGAAUUAUCUUAAUCUUCCGGUGCAAUCUAUAUUAUGCAGAUGAUAGUGAACUAAUUUUAUCUCUCCUUUUGAUUUC